Molecule: messenger RNA, 2248 nt
Organism: Exophiala viscosa
Lineage: Eukaryota; Fungi; Ascomycota; Eurotiomycetes; Chaetothyriales; Herpotrichiellaceae
Exons: 4
Coding region: 126-2195 (689 amino acids)
Cellular component (GO): cytosol
Molecular function (GO): asparagine synthase (glutamine-hydrolyzing) activity
Source: RefSeq, a predicted model, not a curated record
CUCGCUGGGAGCAUGCUUGCCGUCGCAGUCACUCGCUUGGGUCACUAGACAUCUCAUUUUGCUUUGCCCACUGCAAGGCAGUAGCGCUCGUUAUAUGAUUUCAAGUCUUCGUACCUGUUGGUGACAUGUGUGGCAUUAGCUGUGUUGUUGCUCUCGAAGAGCGGACACGCCGCUCCAAUGAGCAGAACAAGGACAAGAUCAAAGAAAGGCUUUGUGAGAGUCUCGAACAAAUCCGACAUCGUGGUCCAGAUUCGACAGGCACCUGGAUCAGCGAUGACGGACGCGUGGCGCUGGGUCAUGUCCGACUCGAUAUCAAUGAUCUUUCACCUUCGGGGUGCCAGCCGCUGCAUUCGUCCGACAACAGCGUGCACACUGUAGUCAAUGGAGAAAUUUACGACUACGAUAACUUGCGCCUCGAGAUGGAGCAGAAGAUCAAGUACAAAUUCCAGGGCACUUCUGAUUCCGAACUGGUUCUAGCAUUGUACAAGUACUAUGGCUUGUCGUUUCUGUCCCAUAUCCGCGGAGAAUUCUCAAUCUGUUUAUUUGACAGCGAACGAGAACUGUUCAUUGCAGUUCGGGAUCGGUACGGGAUCAAGCCCUUAUUCUGGACUGUGCAAAAUGGCCAAUUAUUGGUUGCGGCCGAGAUGAAGGUGUUUCUUCCGUUAGGAUGGAAACCGGAAUGGGACGUCAAGAGUAUUGUGGGAGGGGAUUUUCAGAUUGGAAAUCUGACCAUCUUCAAAAGGGUGCAGAAGGUACGGCCUGGGCACGUUCUGAUCUGCAGAUGCUUCGGUACCAUUCAUGAGCAGCAGUAUUGGGACUCACGAUAUCCAGACAAGAACGUCAAAGAAGCUCGAAGCGAGCAGGACAUGAUCCAAGGUGUUCAAGACCGUCUCGUCGAUGCUGUGAAAGAGCGCCUGCGAGCCGAUGUCAAGGUUGGAGUUUCCCUGAGCGGUGGCAUAGACUCGUCAGUCGUCGCGGGAAUUGUCAACCACCUGCUCCGUCAAGGUCAUCAGAUAGGCUCUGAAGCGGUAAACGAGCGUUUGAGCUGCUUCGGUAUCGCCUUCGAUGAAGAAAGUGGCUUUGAUGAAUCGUCCAUAGCAAGUCGCACCGCAGAAUACCUCGGUGUCAAGUUCUACAAGAAGCACAUGAAUGAAGACGAGCUCGCAAGGUCAUUCGCCGAUGCAACGUGGCACGACGAGCAACCCAACCCCGACCUCAACUUCAUCGGCACGUACGCACUGUCAGAGCUAUUCCGGGACAAAGGAUUCCGCGUCAACAUCAACGGGCAAGGUGCCGACGAGAUCUUCGCCGGCUACAACAUCUUCCUUCCGGACUUCCUGCGUGAGCCGGACACUGCAUUCAGCGGGCCUACUAUACCUGAAGAUGAGCGUCUAUUGGAGUUGCGCAAAGCCGAAGAAACAUUGAACAAGGUAUACCAAGGAAAGUUGGAUCUCGAUGGCAGCUCCGUUGCGCGGCGCCAACUGAACAACACUUUAACACCGGUGCAAAUGACGGCAGCGUUUCCACCGCUCCCCGUCAAGGAGGAUUUCUUGCCCGCAAACAAUGUGGUGGAUCCCCAAUUGACGUAUGCUGAAAACAUUGACGGGGUCAUGCUUGAAGAUGUCAGUCGGAGGUGGCACCCGUUGCACACCGCACUGUACUGCUUCACGAAAGCUCACCUCCAAAACCUGUUGCUUUCGAACCUGGGCGACAGGGGGGAGAUGGCGCAUUCGAUUGAAGGCAGAACCCCGUUUUUGGAUCAUCAUCUGGCCGAGUACGUCAACAACCUUCCACCAAGCAUGAAGAUCCGACGUGACGAGAACGGCGAAUGGGUGGAGAAAUAUGUCCUUCGCGAGGCCGCUAAGCCCUUCAUUACCGAAGAGAUAUACAAGAAACGGAAGCAUCCUUACAGCGCCCCGGUUGAAUUCCCUAAAAAUGGCCCCAUGCACCGAUUGCUGCAAUCAUUGGUCACUGAAGAAAACGUUGCGAAGCUCGGGUUCCUCAAACCGGACGGCGUUGAAGGGUUGGUAGAUCAGGUGUUUGAGACCAAGGAAAUGCCGACCUUUAGAUUGGUCAUAUGCCUGGCGCAGUGGGUGGUGUUGCAACAACGAUUUGGUGUGGUCAAAGCCCAGUCGGAGAUUGAGCAGUUCGAGUCUGGAAACUUGAAGGUCGGGAGCAAUGUCAUGCUAGGAUGAACGUGAGCCUCUUUUGCUGACCCGGAAAACACGCAGGAUGUGGCUUGACAGCU